AUGAAUGGGAAUUGUGAUUUAAGUAAUACAAAUAAUAUAGACAACAAUAAGCAUAAUAUACAAUGUGAAUUUAAAAAAUUAGAAGACAAUGCAGAGGAACAUGAAUCUUCUGAAAUAAAAAAAUACACUGAUAAUGACAUAAGUGAUAUAUGUAAUCAAAUCUUAAAAGAAAGUAGUAAAGAAAUUGAUGAGAAAAACAAUGAAUAUAAAGAUAAAAUUAAUUAUUUUGAUUAUGAUACUGAUACUAUAUCUAACAACGUUGAAAAAGCAAAAAGUGACGAGUUGAAUAAGAAAGAGAAUGAUCGAACAAGCAAUGAAUGUAAAAAUAAUAUCUUUGGUAAACUAUCACGGAUAAUAGAUAGUGAUUCGGAGGAAGAAAAUUUCUUUACUUGCAAUAGAAAGAAAUCUGUUUAUGAUGCAGCAGAAGAUGAUAUAUCUAAAACUCAACAUGAUAAUAGAUCUACAAAACAUUUAAGUAAUAAAAAUACUACUGUGAAAAUUUUUGAUGGUAAUUCCAAUGGUGCUUUUAGUACUGGCAGUGAUAGUGAUAAUGAAGAAACAAUUUUAAGUGAGAAGAAAAGAACAAACAAUGUGAGUAAGAUAAAAAGCAGACUUCAAACUCUAAUUAGUUCAGAAUCAGAUGAAGAAAGAGAAGAUAAUAAAGAAUUAUCAAGUUCUACAAGACGUAACAAAAUAACCAAAAAGCUUAAAGAAAAAAAUUCAGUGCCUAAAGUAAGAAAGGUUUCAUUAAAAGUUGCUAAAGAAGGAACUAUGAGACAAAUACAAAGUGAAACUCAACGUUUGGUACGAGAAACAGAGAUUUCACUUCCAUAUCAUAAACCUAAGCAGCGGACAUUGCAGGAAUUUUUAAGCAGACGGAAAGUAAUGACAGCUCUUCCAAAAGCACCUACAAUGGCAGCUAAAUUAAAAAUGUCUUCUGCUAUUGUUGAUGAAGUCUUAAAAGAAAAAGAGAAAGAAGCAGAAACAUUUUAUAAGUCUUCUGAUUCAGAAGAAGAACUUAUUGAAGUCAAUAAAGAAACCAAGAACCUAGAAUAUGCAAACAUAAAAAAUAUGCAAAAUCUAAAGGAGGAUAAUAUUUCUCAAAAUUUGAUUAUUGAUAAUAAUUUGAUUAUCACAAAAAAUAAUGAAGAAAAGGAUAAUACAAAUAUAAUGAAUGAAACUUUAACUGAAGUAAACAAAAUUGGUGAUAAUGAAAUAAUGGCAAAUGAUGGACAAAAUGUAACUAACUCAAUGGUAAUAGAAACUCAUUAUGAACCUAGUAGUAUAGAGAGUUCAGAUUUUAAAUCAAAAGCUACAGAAACAAUUACAGACAAGACAAUAGAUAAUUCGUUACAAAUAAAUAUUAAUGAAAAUGAAAAUAAGGAAAAUGUAUGGAAUGAUAACAAUGGACAUGAUUUAGAAAUUAUAAAUAAACACUUAAAUAUUUGUACUUCAAAAAGUAAUAAUGAUUAUGCUGAAAUUGUAAAAAAAUCUUUAGGAACAACUAUAGAUGAAAAUGAUGAAUAUAAUGAGUAUGGUUUACCACCGCCUAAAUCUGAUGAGUCGUCGGAUAUUAAGGAGAAGAAAGUUUUAUUCGAUAUAAAAAGUUCAAAACCUAAAUUAAAAGGUAUUCCAGGUACAGUAAUUGAUUUAACAGAUGAUGUUAAACCAAAUAAGAAAGGAAUAACAGCUCUGAUAGAUCGAUUUGUACGUAAACAUUCUAAAACCAAUGUACACAUGGAUGUCACACCUCAAGUAACAGCAAUGCAAGUGAAAGAAUCCCCAAAUGGAUUAACAAUCGUUAAAGAAAUACUUCCAUAUAAAUUAUCUACUAUAGUAAAUGAAGAUACAAAAUUGAAUAAACCUGGGACAAAACUAAUACGUUUAAAAGAAGAGUUGAGAUAUAAGAUGGCAUUAAAGCGUAACGAAGAAUGGAAACAAAAAGAACAAGAAGAGUGGAGUGAACCUAUGAGUGAAGAAGAUAAUUUUAAUGAAUUGUAUUCAAGUACAGAGUCUUACCAAACUGAGGAGGAUGACAUAGAAGAUAAUAUGCAUGCAAAAAAACAAAAAAAGAGAAAGAAGUGCAUUUUUAUAGACAAUGAAGCUGAGGUGAAUGGAAGUGAAGAUGAAGACAGAGAUGAAGAUGAAGAUGAAGAUGAAGAUGAAGAUGAAGAUGAAGAUGAAGUACAGGAAAGUUUAGAAGAUAAGAAACAUGACUUUGAUUUAGAAGAUACAAAUGAGAAUAGUACUAAUAUUGAUUCACCAACUAGACGUAAAACAUUUAGGCGGAUUAUAGAACCUUUAGAGGAUGAUUCAGUAUCUUCAGUCACUGAAAAUGAUAAAAACAAUGCGAACCAGACAACUUUUUCUUUGAUUACACCAAGUGAUAUAUUUGGUAAAAAUUUUAAAGAAUGUAAAUUAAAUGACAGUGAUAGUAGUAUACCAAAUUUUCAAGUAAAUCUAGAGCAUGAUUUAAAGUACCAAAUGAAUCAAACAUCACAAAUUAGAAGCAACACCUUUGAUUUUGUUUCUCCUUUAACCCAAUUAACUGCAUUAAAUGUGAACUUAGGAGAAGAAAAGGAGCCAAUGAUAGAAGGAAAACCUUUGUUAAAUAAUGAAAUUGAUUCUUGUUUGAUAGGAAAAACACAAACUCGAGAAUUAUCUCAGGAAAUACAAGAUUUCAAAAGACAAACCACGUUUGCUGAUCCAGUUGAUAUAUUAGAUGAAGAGCUCACAGAAAUUUGCUUAGCUAAAUCUCCAGAAAAUAAACCUAGUUUUAAUUUUUCAAAAGAAUCUAAUGUAAGUGAAUCACAAUUGUUAGAAUUGUGUUCAGGAACAUUUAGUUCUCAAAUAAAUAAUGAAACAGAGCUGGCUGAUAAGACAAGUGGAAUAUUUCAGAGUAUACAAGAACCUGAUGAAAAAGAUUUUCUAUCUAGUAAGACAGAAGAUAAAAUAGAUAAGCAGCAAGCAAAGGAAGAAACAAUAUCUUGGAAUAAGUUACGAGUUUUAUCUUCUGACGAAGAAGAUUUAGUUGAAAAAGAAAUUAAUCAACAAUCAAAAAAAAGGGUUAAGAAGUUAUAUUUAUCCGAUGAUGAAGAAGAAGAGAACAGUUCUAUAUUAAGUAGUAACAACGAACUUGAAGAUGAACUUGAAGAAGAAGAUGAAGAUGAAAAAUUUAUUGAUUACGACUCAGAAGAGAAUGAAGUUGUUGUUCCAAAGAAAGAUAUAAAACAUUAUGCAGCCAAAUUUUUAGAAGAAGAAGCCGAACUCAGUGAAAGUGACUGUGAUGUAUCUGCCGAUGAGGAUGAAGAGGAAUUAGAUAAAUUAGAAUUAGAAGAUGCAGAUAAUGAAGAAAUUGAUGAAAUACAAGUGAAAGAUCAAUUAGGAAAACUUCAUAUGAGACAAUUGUUAGAUGAAGAUCAGAAAGAAGUAAGAAUGCUUCAAGAGUUGUUAUUUGAGGACGGUGAUUUAUUUAGUGAGAGUACACGAGAGAGGAAAUUCAAAUGGAGAAAUAUCGAUAAGCAGGAUGGUAAUAAUGAAUCUCAGCCAUUAGAAGAGAAAGAUGGUUGGGUAGACUUAUCUGAUGAUGAAGAUGAAGCAAAAUGGCGUAAAAUAAGACACGAAAGAGAUAAAUUUCUAGCAGAAAAAGUGAAAAAUAUAGAUACUGAAAUUGAAGAUGAUUUAAAUAGCAGUAAAAUAUUUAAUGUUGGUUUGAAAGUUUUAAAGAAAAGACGAAUUAAUGAAUCCCAGAAACAAAGUACUCUAAUGGAAACACAGGAGUUCAAAGUGGAAUUAAAAAUGCCUCACACUAUUGCAGAAAUGUUAAACACUUCUGAAUUAGAUGAAACAUCACGUAUAAUACAUAAUGUUAUGAAAAAGCGUUCAUUUCUUGCAAAAGGAGAACAAACGUUGGCGCGUUUAGCUGUUUUGGCUAGACAAAAGGAAACAUCGUCAUCAAUAAAUGCAAAAACUUUUGUUUUUGCGCCUACUAAUGUGAUUACAGAAAAAAAGAGUAUUGCAAAUGUAGAAACAGAAUUGAAGCAUUUUAAACCUAAGAGGAAACGUUAA
Messenger RNA from Eufriesea mexicana, 4068 nucleotides. Its product is annotated as claspin. Lineage: Eukaryota; Metazoa; Arthropoda; Insecta; Hymenoptera; Apidae. The record is from RefSeq and is a predicted model, not a curated record. Bases 1 to 4068 code for a protein of 1355 amino acids. The transcript is spliced from 8 exons. Gene Ontology annotation, biological process: mitotic DNA replication checkpoint signaling; activation of protein kinase activity; mitotic G2 DNA damage checkpoint signaling. Gene Ontology annotation, molecular function: anaphase-promoting complex binding.